Messenger RNA from Clonostachys byssicola, 777 nucleotides. Lineage: Eukaryota; Fungi; Ascomycota; Sordariomycetes; Hypocreales; Bionectriaceae. The record is from the annotation of a GenBank genome assembly.
AUGUCUGAAAUUAAAGGUGGCUUGAUCGCCAACCCUACCGUGAUCCAACCAGCCCCUUCAAGGCAGGCAGACCGCACGCCUUUGGUUCUCAUACAUGACGGCAGCGGCCUCAUAUUCAGCUACUUCUGGUUGGGACCACUUGGUCGCGCAGUCUAUGGCAUCUCCAACCCCAAUUUCGAGACUGGCGGGGAACGGGAGGGCGGGCUCCCCCAGAUGGCCCAAGACUAUAUACCCCUUAUCAAAUCUGUGGUGCCAUCGGGCAAGGUCCUCCUGGGAGGGUGGUCUCUCGGCGGUCUAUUGGCACUCGAAAUUGCGCACUUACUUGCCAAAGACAGUGAUCUCAACGCAUCGGGCAUACUUCUUCUGGAUUCUGCUUAUCCCAAGUUUGCAAGUGAGGUCAAGACGCGCGACCACUUUGACCGUGCUCCGUCAAGUUCCAACGCAGCACUUGGAGCUCAGGUGCAAGCAGCCUUUAGCAGUGCCCGGCGGAUGAUUGACGAAUGGAAGCCUCCAACCUGGGGCGACAAGGACACUUUUCCACCGCCGGCUAUCCUCCUCAAGGCAACUGACUACGUGUUGGGCCAGGGUGACGAAGUGGCGACAGUUGAUAUCGCCCGCCAGACCCAACGGCUCGGAUGGGAUGAAUAUGAACACAAAUUUAUCAGGGUUGUACUCAACAUUUCUGGCCACCACUUCAAUAUCUUUGCCGAGGAUAAGGUCCAGGAGUUGACUAGAAAGGUCAUGAUGGCAUGUACGAUGCUUGAAACGCAGUCUUGA